GUAAGUGUAAUUUUUUCUGUUUGUUUACAUAUAGAAAAAUGGCUUCAGCAUCCAGUAUCGAUGAUGAUAUGAUGGACGUGGUGAAUCGCACCACAAGAUAUCAAAAUUUAUCGGAAGAAGAGAGGAGGCAAAUGGAAGAAAGGUUAGCAAUAUGGUUGGCCGGUGCUGAUGGAGAAGCCGAGGAAAUCAAUGCAUUCGAAGGCGACGACGUCACGGAUCCUGAUUAUGUGCCGACGUUAGAAGAUGCGGCUUCCGAUGCUGAGACUGAGACCGUUAUAGAAACCGAGACUCCAUGUGACGAUGAUGAGGAUUUGGAAUAUUUAUAUGAAGGCACUGCAGCUACACCCGAAGCGCUUGAAGCCGUCGAUAUGGACGAGGAGCCUCGUUCGGCGAACUCGAUUAUUAAAUACCGUUCAAAGGAUGGCAAGCUUUGGUCAAGCGGCANCAGGGAUUAUGCGAUCCCCGGUUUCAAUAUUUAAAUCGCUAAUAUUACCGGAAAUCUUUAGUAUAAUUGUGCACCAAACGAACCGAAAGGCCCAGGAACUAUGCCGCCUAUGGUGUGCCAAGAAUCCUGACCAGCCACCGCGAACGUGGACGAAACCUGUAACCGAAAAUGAAAUAUACGCCUUUUUUGGCCUAACUGUGUUUGCCCGCAUA
Rhagoletis zephyria (snowberry fruit fly) is the source of this 657-nucleotide messenger RNA. RefSeq lists its product as uncharacterized. The record is from RefSeq and is a predicted model, not a curated record. Lineage: Eukaryota; Metazoa; Arthropoda; Insecta; Diptera; Tephritidae.